Sceloporus undulatus (fence lizard) is the source of this 1951-nucleotide messenger RNA. RefSeq names its product transmembrane 6 superfamily member 1 (gene TM6SF1). The record is from RefSeq and is a predicted model, not a curated record. The transcript is spliced from 11 exons. Lineage: Eukaryota; Metazoa; Chordata; Lepidosauria; Squamata; Phrynosomatidae. Bases 320 to 1453 code for a protein of 377 amino acids. Gene Ontology annotation, cellular component: lysosomal membrane.
GCUUGGUGGCGCAGUGGUUAAAUGCCGGCACUGCAGCCGCUCGCUCUCAGCCACAAGGUUGCGAGUUCGAUCCCAGGCAGGGGCUCUCGUCUUCAGGGUCGACUCAGCCUGGCAUCCAAAAAGGAGUGCCCAGCUUUGUUUGGGGGCAACUGGCUUAGGGCUGUUCGACAGUGGAACCUACUUCCAUAGAGGUCUUGAAGCAGAGGCUGGAUGGUCAAUGGGCGAUGGCAGAAGGGGCGGGGCUGGAUCAGGGCCAUUCUUGGGGUCUCUUCCAAUAACCCCACUUUCUGGCCCACUUUAACUGCCCUGGCUGCAUGGGAUGGGGAUUUCCCCCUGUGGGUCUGGAGAAAGGCUGGGAAGCGGAAACUGCAGCUCCUGGGUGACUUUAAUGGUUGGAUUGUUGAUUCUGCUCUUAGUGGGUAUAGCAGCUCGGUUUUUGGUGAAAAGAAAGCCACCACGAGACCCACUCUUUUAUGUCUAUGCUGUGUUUGCUUUCACCAGCAUUGUGAACUUGAUCAUUGGGCUUGAACAUGAUGGAAUAAUAGAUGGAUUCAUGACACAUUACUUGAAAGUGGGUGAGCCUUAUCUGAACACUGCUUACGGCCACAUGAUCUGCUUUUGGGAUGGCUCAGUUCAUUAUCUGAUGUAUCUCUUGAUGGUGGCAGCUAUUGCAUGGGAGCAGAGUUACCGAACUAUUGGCCUCUAUUGGCUGGGAUCCAUCAUGAUGAGUGUCAUUGUUUUUGUGCCAGGAAAUAUUGUGGGAAAAUAUGGGACGAGUGUUUGUGCCACGUCUUUGUUAAGCAUACCGUACAUUUGUCUCCCAGUGUGGGCUGGAUUCAGAAUCUAUAGUCAACCUUCAGCUACUGAGGACUCUGCAGCCAAGGCCAUUCAAGAUGUGCAGCAAAAGACACUUUUGAGAAGACCUGUAGAUCUACUGCUGGCAGUGUACUUCAUUCUUGCAACUGGUUUUUGCCUGUUCAGGGGCAUGAUUGCCUUGGACUGCCCAGCCGAACUGUGCCGACUUUACAGCCAGCUUCAUGAGCCAUAUAUCAAAGAUCCUUCUGCCUAUCCCAAACUUCAGAUGCUGGCGUACAUGUUCUAUUCGGUACCAUACUACAUAAUCUCACUCUAUGGUCUGCUGGUGCCCGGAUGCUCCUGGAUGCCCGAUUUAACCCUUAUACAUGCUGGAGGACUAGCCCAGGGGAAAUGCAUUUAUGUGAGAAAAGCAUUCAUUUGGAGAAGAAGACAUUUCAUUUUUGAGGCUCAGUUUUCACACAUUGGUGCUUCCUUACAUGCCAGAACACCAUACAUCUACAGAGUCCCUGAAGAAGGAAAGAUGUGGUUUCUGGUACUCAACAUAAUAUAUGGAGUUCUUCCACAGCUGUUGGCAUAUAGAUGUGUUCAGAGCCCAGAGUUUUUCCUGAAAGCAAGGCCAGAAGAGAAGGCUGAAUAGGAAGGCUGGAGCUCCAUGUUCAAACUUGUACAACUGGACUACCUGCAAAAAUUCUAUGUGGCUCAUCCUGGAAAAUGGUAUUGCAAAAGUUAUUGUUAUAUGUAUCACUAUUGAAAAGAAAGACGUCUGUCUUUCAUAGUACUUCUGAAAACCCUGCUGUUAUCCCAUUGUAGUUAACUGUAAGUAUUUAGGUAAGUUACACUUUCUAAAGUUUGUCUUCUUCACCAGUGGUUUAGCACCGAGGUGAAGUUGAUUUAACUUUGUCUGUAGGUCACCUUUUGAAUCUCUUUUGUCCAGCGCUGCUGUGCAGCAUAUGCAUUAUUACUGGCACAAAUGGAAACCAGUUGUCGCUGUGAAAAUUGUUACAACCUUUUACAUUACACAAUUAUAGCAGUGUCAUUAUUCCAUCCUAUGGAAUCCCAGGGUUUAAAGUUUGUUGUUGUUGUUGUGUUGAAGAUGUUUCUGACUCAUGGCAACCCUAAGGUGAACCUAUCAUAG